CGGCGACUUCCACGCGGUUCCCAGCAGCUUUCGCUUGUCCCAGGGACUCUUCUGAGAAGAUGCCGAAAGCCAAGUCUGCAGCGAGUAGCCGCCGGCGGGAUCGGCAGGAGCAGCGGCAGGAGCUGAAGCGAGCUGGAGGACUCAUGUUCAACACAGGGAUCGGACAACAUAUUUUGAAAAAUCCUUUAAUUGUUAACAGCAUCAUCGAUAAGGCUGCUUUAAGACCAACUGAUGUGGUGCUGGAAGUUGGGCCUGGGACUGGUAACAUGACUGUCAAGCUGUUAGAAAAGGCCAAAAAGGUAGUUGCCUGUGAACUUGAUCCAAGGCUAGUGGCUGAACUUCACAAAAGAGUUCAGGGCACGCCUCUGGCCAGCAAGCUCCAGGUCCUGGUGGGAGAUGUAUUGAAAUCGGAUUUGCCAUUCUUUGAUGCUUGUGUGGCAAACUUGCCUUAUCAGAUCUCCUCUCCCUUUGUCUUCAAGUUGCUGCUCCACCGGCCAUUUUUCAGGUGUGCUAUACUUAUGUUUCAAAGAGAGUUUGCUCUUCGUUUGGUUGCCAAGCCUGGGGAUAAAUUAUACUGUAGACUCUCCAUUAAUACACAGCUUUUAGCACGCGUGGACCAUCUAAUGAAGGUGGGGAAGAAUAACUUCAGACCGCCCCCCAAGGUGGAGUCUAGCGUGGUAAGGAUAGAACCUAAGAAUCCGCCACCACCCAUCAAUUUUCAGGAAUGGGAUGGCUUAGUAAGGAUCACUUUUGUUCGGAAAAACAAGACACUGUCUGCUGCAUUCAAAUCAAGUGCAGUACAACAGCUGUUGGAAAAAAACUACAGAAUUCACUGUUCAGUACAGAAUACUGUAAUUCCAGAAGAUUUCAGUAUAGCAGAUAAAAUACAGCAAGUCCUAACCAGCACAGGUUUUAGUGACAAACGGGCCCGUUCCAUGGACACAGAUGACUUUAUCAGGUUGCUACAUGGAUUCAAUGCAGAAGGUAUCCACUUCUCCUAGCCACUUGGAAACCAAGAAAAAACUGAAAUUAUACAAUCCUAAUAUUUGAGAAUACCACUGAUUUUGUUCUACAGGACAUCAUUUACUUUUUAUUUAAUAAUACUUUUAUACCAUUUAUUAUCCUGUAUGUGAAAGGUGGUUGGGAUAUGUAUAUAUAUAUAUAUAUAUAGCUUCUAGUGUUUUAAAUAUACUACGAAGGGCCGGGUUCGAUAAAAAUAUAAUGGUCUUCCAAGUUUGAAAGCCGCAGACUCGCACAACCAUACACUUAUGCUUUCUAACAACUUAUUGUAUGAAGAUGGUACUUUUACAGACUGUGAUGCUCACUUAGUGGCCUACAGCUCACUCAACUAAUGAAAAAGCCCCCAUACUACUCCCCAUUCACAUAUACUGAAGUACUUAAUGUGACUUUUCCUCACACACCUUCAUCUCAUGUAUAUUAUACACACACACACACACACACACACAUAGUUCCUAUGUGUUAAUGUUUGCCUGUUGCAACACAAACAACAUAAUUCUGGGAGCUAGAGUCUGAUGUAAUGACACAGUACAGGCAUGUUCUGCAUAUGACUCUACCUGUGAAAUGUAGAAGUUUAGAAAAAACACCUAACUUCUGUUAAAUCAUGUAUUUUCUUAAGAGAGACAAGAUCUACAAUUUUCAGAUUUAGAAAAAUUCUGGAGGGUUUUGUCAAUUAAAUAGGUUAUUUAU
Arvicanthis niloticus (Nile rat) is the source of this 1707-nucleotide messenger RNA. RefSeq names its product DIM1 rRNA methyltransferase and ribosome maturation factor (gene Dimt1). The record is from RefSeq and is a predicted model, not a curated record. Gene Ontology annotation, biological process: rRNA methylation. Gene Ontology annotation, molecular function: rRNA (adenine-N6,N6-)-dimethyltransferase activity. NCBI's taxonomy places the organism in Eukaryota, Metazoa, Chordata, Mammalia, Rodentia, Muridae. Gene Ontology annotation, cellular component: nucleolus.